Messenger RNA from Mytilus californianus (California mussel), 1965 nucleotides. RefSeq names its product techylectin-5A-like. The transcript has 5 exons. Lineage: Eukaryota; Metazoa; Mollusca; Bivalvia; Mytilida; Mytilidae. Bases 104 to 829 code for a protein of 241 amino acids. The record is from RefSeq and is a predicted model, not a curated record.
UUCCGUCGUUACAUUAAAACUUCGCAAUUGGUUAUUCUAACUUCGUAUUUUCUUGAUUUAGUGUGGUGUAUGAUAAGCAAAGGAAUAAGAUAAGCAUACUGAAAUGUCAUUCACUUCGAUAUUUGUAGCAUUCGUCUGUAUAUUAGAUUUAAUUGUAUAUGCGGUUGACGAUAAUCGCCCUUUAGAUUGUGGUGACAUUGAUAUCAAACGUGGAAGUGGGGUGUAUAAGAUAUACCCUGAAGGAUCAGGACAUGAUGGUUUUAAUGUUUACUGUGAUAUGGAUUCGGAAAAUGUGGACGGAGGUUGGACAGUGUUCCAACGUAGAGUAAAUGGUGAAGAAUACUUUUACAGAGGCUGGCGAGAUUAUAAAGCAGGGUUCGGAUCUCUUCAGGGUGAACAUUGGCUUGGUAAUGCCAAACUCCAUAUCCUGACAUCCCAAGCAAAUUAUGAACUCUUAGUUAAAAUGAAGACUUUCGCAAAUGAAAAUGGAUAUGCUCGAUACAGCGACUUUAAAGUGGAUGAUGAAGCUUCUAAAUUUACGAUGACAUUGUCUGCAUCUACUUUCACUGGAAAUGUCGGAGACUCCUUUAGCUAUCACAGUGGUAAGAAGUUUAGUACGAAAGAUCAGGAUAAUGAUGUUUAUUCAGGAAGUUGUGCUGUAAAUCAUAAAAGCGGGUGGUGGUACGGAGAUUGUCAUUCGUCUAACUUGAACGGAAUUUACCAUGCUGGAAAUCAUACAUCCUAUGCUGACGGUGUGAAUUGGAAAGUAUGGAAAGGCUACCACUACUCGCUGAAGGAAACGACAAUGAUGAUACGACCAUUGCAAUAAAUUCAUUGUUUUGGAAAUGAAAUAAUAGAAAGUCAAAACUAUUUAUUAAGUAUGUGUAAGCACAUUAUUCACACACCUAUUAAUAAAUCCCCUAAAAAAGAACUUUAUUUUUUUUUUAAAUCUUACUAUAGAUUAUUAAUUUAAUAUCUUUAUUGCUCCUAUUUAGACAAUUAUUAUACCCAACGCAACGAAGUUACGAAGGGUAUAAUGUUUUUGACCCGUCCGUCUGUCUGUCCGUCCGUCCGUCAGUCAUGUUCUUGUCAUCGCAACUCCUCUGAAACCACGCAACAGAAUUUCAUGAAACUUUGUAGAUAAUAAGGACAUACUAUGUAGAUGUGCAUAUCGACAGGAAAUUAUGAUUCAAUUUUUUUCCUAGGAGUUAUGCCCCUUUGAACAUAUUGGCCUUAAUAUACUACUGCAACAGUUUGUCAUCGCAAAUCCUCUGAAACCACACAACAGAAUUUCAUGAAACUUUGUAGAUAAUAAGGACAUACUAUGUAGAUGUUCAUAUCGACAGGAAAUUAUGAUUCAAUUUUUUUUCUAGGAGUUAAGCCCCUUUAAACUUAUUGGCCUCAAUAUACUACUGCAACAGUUUGUCAUCGCAACUCCUCUGAAACCACACAACAGCAUUUCAUGAAACUUUGUAGUUAAUGAGGACUUAAUAUGGUAAUGUGCAUAUCCACAAGAAAAUGUUUAAUAGUUGAUUGUUGAAGUGUUAUGAGUCUUUGAACUUAGGAAUCUGGUGAGAUUUUGUUUGUCCAUUGACAAUGUGGGGGCGUGUGGUAUAUGAGCGUGCUUACAAAGGUUUUUUAAUUGAUCAAGAGCUUGCUAUUAUAUUCGAACAUUUUCUAUCGAUAUCGUUAAUUUUUUUAAACCAUAUAUAACAUUCAGAAUGUGUGGCACCUUGUUGGAUGAAUAGGGUUGGAAUUAUUUGAAAGCUUAUCCAUUUAGUUUUGAAAAUAUUCUGUUGUCAAAUGGAAAUUAAAUCUAUAUUUGACUAAGGAUAGAAAAUAUAUUCAUUGUAUUUUAUUAAAGAACCAUUCAAAACUGUAUUCCAUAAACACUUUUCCGCAUUAACCAUGUACGUUUUUGUUGCUGUAAUAAAAUACUUAACUCUUUGGUAACAGGAACUAUUA